This is a messenger RNA of Geodia barretti, 1464 nucleotides long. Lineage: Eukaryota; Metazoa; Porifera; Demospongiae; Tetractinellida; Geodiidae. The record is from the annotation of a GenBank genome assembly.
GACCCAACUUAACAAGCUCAUGGACAACCAUAUUAGGGUGCAGCAAUUUACUUGUGGAAAAUGGAAGCUGUCCUCCACUUACUUUUGCUCCUUCUACUCACUGGACAAGGCUUUUCUCAGUGUUUCACUGACACAGACUGUACUGGAGGACUGGUAGUGGCAGCAGAUCAACGAGCCUGUUGUGUGGGAACAGAUGAUGGACUUUCUUUCAAUAAUGGCACCACCUGUACUCUCUGUGUAGUGCAUGGGUUCCUUCAUACUGACUAUGAUGUGGAAGAGGGCGGGAGACUGGACACAAGGUUUCUACUAAAUUUAAAGGGAAUAACACAGUUUGGUGGUGCUCUUGUUGUCCCUGGUCUCAUUACAGCUGCAGCAGAUGGCACUGCAAACACCUCAGACUUUGAAAACCUGCAACCAAUCAGAGUAACAAACAGUGCAGAGAUUCGUCUGUUCACUGCCAAUGAUGAAAUCACUCUGGAGUAUGAUGACAGAGUGCUACUGAGGUUCACUCCUGACAAUGCUAGUCUUAUUCCUGGUUUAGAGGCUAAUGGAGAGUAUAUCAGAGACACUGCAACAGUCAAUAUCAUUGAUAAUGAUUUGUUGGACAUUAAUUUCGUAGAAUCUGACUAUUCUUUUGAGGAGGGUGCGAGUUUUCCGUGUACACAAAUUACACUUCUGUUCCGGACAAAUCAGAACCCCUUUAAUAUAACUCUUAGUCCUGUUACUGUGGACACAGCUGAGUCUAUGGGUUUGGGAUUUUUCAUUAAUUCUGCAACCAUUGGGCAGGGAUCUAGAGCUACAGCAGGUGUUGAUUUCAGUGAUCUGCAAUUCAUAGUUCCAGUUCCCGCCAAUUCUCGAACUUUCAGAGUAACAGAGUUCAUCACAAUUGUCGAUGAUGAUAUUGAUGAAGAUGAGCAAAGCUUUGCAUUGGUCGCUGAGAUAGGACCUGAUGUUCCCGAGAAUAUCAGCUGUUUCCAGAUUGGAAUUGGGGUAACAGAGUGUCAUGGACGACGAGGAGCGACUGAGAUUAGAAUUUAUGACAAUGACCCAAUGAUCAUUGGAUUCACUGAGAGAAUUCGGACUGUAGCAGAAGAUGAAGUACCUGGGGUGGACUUAUUUUCGCUCCAAAUAAAUGUAGCCAGUGCAAGGACUGCUGAGAGGGAGCAUCCAAUGGAAUUCCGACUUCAAGAAUCCAGCACCAAUGCCACAAUAGAGACACUAAUAGCAUCUAGCUUUGUCUUUGAUGCCACAUUUGGUCUCAGAGCAAACCCAGAUGAUCCCAUUAAGGAGGCAAGGGACCUAGACCCAGGAUCACGGACAGUGCAACCUCUGAUAACAGCUAUUGUAAAUGACUUGAUACCUGAGGACACAGAAUGUUAUACUAUACGUAUAUUCCCUGUUGAUGUUCCUGGUCGCCGUGACCUAUUUAAGUGCAAUGAAGAUGGAGCAGGUGCAAUCGAAUGA